AUUUGUCACCCUCCUGCCUCAGCCUUCGGAGUCGCUGGGAUUAUAGGCCUGCGCCACUGCACCCCAUCUUGUUCCGACUUUCAUCCUUUUCCAGACUACUGGGCAUGUGCCUUCCUUAGUUCUGCCAUUUGCUAGCCUGAAGUCGUUGUCUUCUCAUUCCAUAUCUAUUUUAAUCAACACAUGGAUUGAAUGCCCACUAUGUACUAGACACUUUAUUUUAUAUAUGGUGCCCGGAGAAAGUCUCUGAUUUGUACACUAGAAUGUAAACUCCAGGAGGGUAAAGACCCGCCUGGCUCAGUAUCGAAUCUUCCGAGAUUAGAAUAGUGCCUGACAAUUACUGUACAUCCACUACUGAGUGAAUAAAUGACGUCGAUCAGGAAAGUUACCUUAUUUUUUUGUUCUAAGAUCAGCAGGCAGCAGGUGUAGUUAUCUAAAAUUGUCACUUCCCUCCAAAACAACUUCUGCUGAAACACAAGGACAGUCAUUGUGCCUCAUGAAGAUCCACCGGCUAGACCAGGAGAGGGACCGCCCAAGUGUGACAGGUCCCUGCCCUCUUUCAAGGUCACUUUGAUAGUCUGGAAUAAGGAGUCUUUCGUGAACCAAGGAAUCUUAAAUACCACAAAGCUGCCAACACUGAAAACAGUGCUUAGAUCACACUAUCUCAAAAGAUAUUGGUUGGCUGAACUACCAAUAAAUAAGCCGCGACCUUCUGUGGCAGGCGGACUCGGGUGUAGAGAGUGACACGUUCCCAGCGAAGAACUGGGUGAGGCACAAAGUCCGGAUGGAGGUCCUUUUCAGUGGCUGGUCGUAGUUGGGUAGCACUGGCUCAACCACACAAUAUUUGAGAUCGCCGGGGAAACAAAAGUACGUACAUUCUGCGCGUGCGUCACUCUCCGGGCGCGACUUGCCCGCCCGCCGGCUUUCUAUUGGUGGCCUGAAUGAAUUGUCGCAAGCUUGACGUCAUGUACCUGCCAAUCAGAAGCAAGCCAUCUUCAUCCUUGUCCAAUGGGAUCGGGGAUAGGUCACGGCCCGCUGUAUUUGAUUUUCGUUCACGGACGCGGAAGUAGCGAGCCCGACCUAAGUAGGCGCUACUGGCUUCCUGGGCUCUAGAGGUCUUGAUCAGCCGCGGAGGUCCGGGACCGACCCCGGUCGGCUCAGGCCCUUAGCUCGUAGCCUCUUUCUGCCUGGCGUCUGCAAGUGGUGGUGCGCGGGCCACGCGGGAUCCGGGUCUGGGCGCUUCUGGUCCAGGGCCGGCGCGUUCUGGAAUUCCUUGCUUGAAGAUUCGGAAACCAUCUUCCUUAACGCCCUCCGCUUGGUAUUUUCGUCGUCGGAAGCUCAGUUUCUGAGGAAGGUACCAGGAAACUGAUAAUGUUUCCUUGAAUUUUCUUCAAUGUCUCUCAUAUUGAAUAUCUUAAGAGAGAUGCUGGCAUAUUUUGGUGUUCCCAUAGACCAGGUUUUGCUGACUUGGGAAAAUAAAGACUAUGGAUCAACUCGGAGUAUUGUUCGUAUUAUUGGGAAAAUGCUUCCUUUAGAACCUUGUAGAAGACCUGCUUUUGAGUUGAUCCCGCACUUGAACUCUGUAGAAUCUGAUAAUUGUGGAUCUAUGGUUCCAUCUUUUGCUGAUGUUUUGUGUGUGGCAAAUGAUGAAGAAGCCAGUUAUCUCAGAUUUCGUACAUGGAAAAAUGAAGAAAAGGAAAAAAAUGAAUUUUCCCAUCCUUUACAACCAAUUUUGGAUCCACUGUUAUCAGCUCAAAGACAGAACAAACCAAUGAAAAAUGAUCUGCCUGUAAAUGAAGCUACAAUUAAAAAAAUAGCUGCCCUUGAAGAUGAGCUUACUUUUCUUCGCUCUCAGAUUGCAGCAAUUGUGGAAAUGCAGGAACUAAGAAAUAGAAAAAAAUCUGGCUCCUUUGACUUGAAUGAUGAGCCCCCUGGUGUGGGAAGAAUGCCAUCACAGGCAACCGCUGAACUGAGUGUAGAACCAGAUCAGUUUCCAAGUGCAAUGCUUUCUCCUCCUUCACCACCACCGCUUCCUCCUCAUUUUUCUUCUCCUCAGCUUUCAAGUUUUCCUCCCAUACAACCAGGAUCUACUAAUAUUUGUGACUCAGAUAAUCCAGUAGCUGAAAUGAAAAAGCAGCACCCCGGUGCUAAGACCAAUUAUAGUCAUCAUUCAAAAAGCCAGAGAAAUAAAGAAGUUCCAAACAUGUUGGAUGUUCUAAAGGAUAUGAAUAAGGUCAAGCUCCGUGCUAUUGAACGGUCACCUGGUGGUAGACCCAUUCAUAAGAGGAAAAGACGAAGUUCACAUUGGGAUCCCGUGUCCUUAAUAUCACAUGCACUUAAGCAGAAAUUUGCAUCCCAAGAAGAUGACUCCUUUGACAAAGAAAAUAGAUCUUGGGAUUCUUCUCCAUUUAAUAGAUCUUGGGAGUCUUCUCCAUUUUCUAGUCCAGAAGCUUCAAAGUUUGAACAACACAUUUCACAGACAGAAGGACAGUGAUCUGAGGGAAGAGCUGAUAAUGCACAAAAGCUGUUGGACAAAGUAUUGGGCACAAAAAGUCUGUCUUUACUUGGAAGGAAAGAUGCAGAAAUAUGGCGGCAUGUCUUUCGCUGCCUUUCAUAGGAUCAGCUCCUCUGCCCAGUAAUGUUGAAUGAAGCCUGUAUCCUGGGACAUGUUAGGGCCCUGGUCUGAGGAAGAAUACCUGUCUCCAGUUUUGGAAGAUUCUGCAGUUAACUGACUACUGAAGAGAGUUAGGUGUAUGGAUUUUUUCCCAUGUAUGUCAACAUUAUUGAAAGCUGACUCUACGUUCCAACAGUUGUCCUCAGCAAUUCUGACUUCCCAGUUUAAAAGCCUUUGAAUCUUUUAAAAAUUGGUAGUGAUCUGGCUUACAUGGCUUCCAGUAACUUGGAGAUUUUCAAAGAAGAUAAAAUUAUAAUUUAUUAAGAAACUCUUAGUUUUAAUCAUAGGGUUAAGCUUUUUGAAACUUCUUCCUGAGAUAAUAAAUAAUAAAUUAGUCUUGCCUGCACUUGUGAUGUAAGCAUGUAUGCCUGACAUCUGUUUCUUUCAUUCCGUAUUACAUUUAUACAUUGUUCUUUUGCAAAUAGAUUGUACAAUAAAUGUGUCUUUUGAACAUGA
Molecule: messenger RNA, 3127 nt
Organism: Ictidomys tridecemlineatus (thirteen-lined ground squirrel)
Lineage: Eukaryota; Metazoa; Chordata; Mammalia; Rodentia; Sciuridae
Gene: Mtfr2
Product: mitochondrial fission regulator 2
Biological process (GO): aerobic respiration; mitochondrial fission
Cellular component (GO): mitochondrion
Source: RefSeq, a predicted model, not a curated record